This is a messenger RNA of Telopea speciosissima, 2421 nucleotides long. RefSeq names its product putative disease resistance protein RGA3. The transcript has 4 exons. Bases 1 to 2421 code for a protein of 806 amino acids. Gene Ontology annotation, molecular function: ADP binding; protein binding. Lineage: Eukaryota; Viridiplantae; Streptophyta; Magnoliopsida; Proteales; Proteaceae. The record is from RefSeq and is a predicted model, not a curated record. Gene Ontology annotation, biological process: defense response to other organism.
AUGGUGGUUAUGCAAAGGAUAUGGGUUUUGCAGGUCGUGAGGAUGGGUUACGAUGGAAGUGAUGGAUGUUAUGGUGGGUAUGCAGUAGGGGAUGUGGAUUUCACAGUUGCAGGAGCAGGGGAAAAUAUUGAGAAGAUGGUUCAGCAGCUUGUUGGAGCAGAAGGAUCCAAUACGGAUACCAUAUUCCCCCUGUUUGAUUUAGAAUUGCACCACCUAAUUCAGCUUCAUCAACUAACUACUCCAAUGGCAGAUACCCCUGUUUCUAAAGUGUUGCAGCAACUGAACUCCAUCAUUCAACAACAGAACGAUCAAGAGCUGAGGUUGGUCUCUGGUGUUAAGGAAGAAGUGAAUAAGUUGUCUGCAACACUCAAGGACAUCCAGUCAGUGCUUGAGGAUGCAGAGGAGAAACAAAUGAGAGACAAAGAUGUGAAGAUUAAGGAAAUUAGGAAACGACUAGAUUCCCUUGCAAAUGAGAAAGGAAAGUACUGCCUUGUGGAGGAGAGGAAUAUGGUUAAGGAGUUGGAAGAAGAAGCACAACAGUACUACCUGAAAAGUACUACUUGGUCUAUGACUAAUGGUGAUGUAUCAGAUGAUGAUCAUCAUAAUCAGAUAUAUGGUCAGGACACAGAUAAAGAUAUCAUAAUCAGCCAAUUAUUAAGUGAGAGUAGCCAACAGGAAGGAAUUGGCCUUCAUGUCAUCUCCAUAGUUGGUAUGGGUGGUCUGGGAAAGACUACUCUUGCUCAACUUGUCUUCAAUGAUAACAAGGUGACAAGUCAUUUUGAAAAGAGGUUGUGGGUGCGUGUGUCAAGGUCUUUUGAUGCUAGAAAGAUUGCCAAGGCAAUCAUUGAAGCCAUUAAUGGCGGAGAGAGUUCAAGUGCCGCUCCUCUUUCCCUGGCAUGGGAAUCCUUUCAACUACAUCUCUAUAACUCUAUUAAAGGAAGGAGGUUUUUGCUGGUCUUAGAUAAUAUAUGGAUUGAGGAUCACAGAAAGUGGGGUGCAUUGAAGUUUUCUCUUAACUAUGGUGCACUAGGAAGUAGAAUUUUGGUGACCACACGCAGUGAGAAAGUUGCAUUGACAAUGGGUGCAAUCAACCCGUAUCAUUCGCAGCCAUUGUCCAAUGAUCACUGUUUCUUGUUGUUUAGCCACCUAGCUUUGGCUGGAAGGGAGGAAAAAGAGUUGAAACAAUAUGAAGAAAUUGGUAAGGAAAUAGCCAAGAAAUGCAGAGGCGUUCCUCUUGCAGCAAAGAUAUUAGGAUGUCUCAUGCGCUUGAAGAGUACAAGACAAGAUUGGCUGGAUAUCUUAGAGAGUGAAACAUGGAAAUUUCAAGAAAGUGUUUUAUUACCAGCUCUUUUGCUGACUUACUAUGAUCUUCCCUCACCUAUCAAGUGUUGCUUUGCCUUUUGUGCUAUCUUCCCUAAAGACCAUUGGAUACACAAAGACAAUUUAAUCAAAUUAUGGAUGUCACAGGGUUUUCUUGGCAUUGACGGAAGAAAAGAAUUGGAGCUUAUUGGUGUGGAUUUUUUUGACAAUCUAGUGAUAUGCUCGUUUUUCCAGGAUCUAAGAAAAGAUAAGGAUGGCCACAUUUACUGUUGCAAGAUGCAUGAUCUUGUUCAUGACCUUGCACAAUUUAUCACUGAUAAAGAGUGUUUUAUUAUAGAUAUGAAGAAAAGUGAUAAUACUGGUGAUCAGUUGUACUACAACAAGAAGUUCUGCCGUUUAUCUUUGCUAUCAGGUGAGGAGGUCAUGUAUUCAAUUCCAGUAUCCCUUCACAGUGUCAAGGUUCUCCAUACUCUCAAACUCUUUGGGGAAAUAUCAGUUAUAACUCUUCCUCCAAUUUUAUUUAGUUAUUUGACAUGUCUAAGGGCAUUGGAUUUAAGUAAAACCAAGCUUACAGAACUCCCAUCAGAGGUUGUGAAAUUGAUACAUCUAAGAUAUCUUGAUUUGUCAAUGACAGAUAUCAAGGAAUUGCCCGAAACAUUGAGUGAACUAUGCAAUCUGCAAACCUUGAAACUUGACAAUUGUGAGUAUCUUAGUAAACUUCCGCAACGGAUUGGGAAAUUGAUUAAUUUGAGACAUCUUGAAAUUGAGAACACUGUUUGUCUCAAUCGUUUACCUCAAGAAAUUGGAAGAUUAACAUCCCUUCGAACAUUAAGCAGAUUCUUUGCAAGUGAAGGAUGUAGGAUUGGGGAAUUGAAAAACCUCAAUCUCAUUCGAGGAAGGCUAGAAAUAACAAGGCUGAAGAGAGUGGCAAACAAGAGCGAGAGCUUUGAGGCAGGAUUGAAGAAUAAAAAAGAUGUCCAUAGCCUGGUGUUAGAGUUUUCAGAUGAUUCAGUUGGAAUGAGCAAGGAAGUAGAGAGGAUGGAGGGUGUUCUUCAAGGCCUUGAACCACAUCCCAACCUAGUGAAAUUAAGCAUUUUUUAA